Messenger RNA from Trichoplax adhaerens, 515 nucleotides. RefSeq lists its product as uncharacterized. Gene Ontology annotation, molecular function: ATP hydrolysis activity; ATP binding. Lineage: Eukaryota; Metazoa; Placozoa; Uniplacotomia; Trichoplacea; Trichoplacidae. The record is from RefSeq and is a predicted model, not a curated record. The annotation marks the transcript as partial. The transcript has 5 exons.
AUGGAUGAAAUUUUAUGGGAGGUUUGCUCUUUGCUACAUCACAUUUUGCAUCCUGAAAUAUUUGAGCAUUUUCACUGUGAAAUUCCAUGUGGGUUUCUACUACAUGGACCCCCAGGUUGUGGCAAAACAUUGCUUGCAAAUGCAAUUGCUGGAGAACUUGAAUUUCCAUUAAUUAAGCUAACUGCUACAGAAAUUGUAUCUGGUGUCUCUGGAGAAUCUGAAAAGAAAAUAAGGGAUGUGUUCAAUGUUGCAAAGGCAAAUUCUCCUUGUAUAUUAUUUCUUGACGAGAUUGAUUCUAUAACGCAAAAGAGAGAACUUGCUCAGCGCGAAAUGGAAAAGCGUAUUGUGACGCAACUGCUUUCUUGCAUGGAUGACUUAUGCUCAAACACAAGAAAUCGCGUUCUUGUCAUUGGUGCGACAAACCGGCCGGAUACCUUAGAUCCAGCCUUAAGACGCGCUGGGCGUUUCGAUAAAGAAAUAUCUGUUGGCAUUCCAGAUGAAAAAUGCAGAAAAAG